This is a messenger RNA of Ooceraea biroi (clonal raider ant), 1565 nucleotides long. RefSeq names its product methionine sulfoxide reductase SelR (gene SelR). The record is from RefSeq and is a predicted model, not a curated record. Gene Ontology annotation, molecular function: peptide-methionine (R)-S-oxide reductase activity. NCBI's taxonomy places the organism in Eukaryota, Metazoa, Arthropoda, Insecta, Hymenoptera, Formicidae. Gene Ontology annotation, cellular component: cytoplasm. Gene Ontology annotation, biological process: response to oxidative stress; protein repair.
UGUCGUACGAGACGCGGCGAUGCGACAUUGGGUACUCUCGGAGCGCGGUUCAGUCGGGUUCAGUGCGGCGAAGUUCGCCGAUGGGAGCAUCGGUCUCGCGCGUCACUCGAUCACGUCCGUAACGCGGUAAAUCUGCGUGCAAUUACAGAAUCGUCAACCCGACUUGCAUUCCGCAUUCCGAGAGACUCGUCCCCGUCUGAAGAUUCUGCGUCUCACGGUCGCCGCGAUCAGAAGGAUGACGACGGCGGUCGACAAGGAGGAAGCACGGAAACGCUUGACGCCGUUGCAGUGGCAUGUGACGCAGGAAAAGGGCACGGAGAGGCCGUUUACUGGUUGUUACGAUAAAUUCUACCAGAAGGGCACGUACGCCUGUAUCGUGUGCGAUCAGGAAUUAUUCUCUUCGGACACCAAAUACGACAGCGGAUGCGGGUGGCCUGCGUUCAACGAGGUUUUAGAUCAGGGACGCAUCAAACUGACUAAAGACACCUCUCACAUCGGCGGCAAUCUACUACUGCUGAUCGCAAACCCAGAUAAGGUGCGGACCGAGGUGACCUGUUCAAAAUGCGACGCGCACCUGGGCCACGUGUUCAGCGACGGGCCGAAGCCUGCGGGGAAGCGCUUCUGCAUCAAUUCCGCAUCUAUAAACUUCCAUUCGGCGGGAGAAGAGAAAAGCUCCGUGUAAAACAAGCCCGCGUGCAAAUGAAAUUUUGCUUCCGAUAUUUACAGAAAGACUCGUGUGUGUGUGUGGGAGUUUUAUCACGUGUUACACAUAUUUUAAAUACCUCCGAUUUUUACUUGUACAAAGUACAUUGUAAAGAGAUAGAAUAACAAUGUAUCAUUAAUUGUUAUUGUCAAGUUUUUAAAUAGAAUUUCUGUAUAAAAAAAAGUGGAAGUUUCGUCAUUGUAGAUCGUAAUAGAAAAUAUUUAAAUAUUUUACCACUCCUGAUACGGUGAACAUUAUCUACGUCGACUACCAUAUUUGUUCGACCUAUUGCAGCAUUUAAUCGUAUACAACUUUCGUGUAUACUGCGAAUAUUCCUGUCCAUGUUGUAGCUUCCACCAAAGUCAAAGUAUGCUAUUCACGUGGAGAUGGCACGUUUCCGACUUUCCGUACGUGAUGAGAGGCUAACUCUGUACUGUCAGUUCCCUCGAGUCUCUGUAUUGUAUACCUCCUUACUGUCAAUAUUACAAAUCGAUAUGUAUAUAUUCGUACCAAAGAAAGUAUAAUAUCUGCAAUGAAAUGUAUGUAUCACUAGUUGUAUGCACGUAUAUUGUAUGACGCGAGAAAAUGCAAUAUCGGAGAGGCGAUAAAUAUAUUGAACCAAAAGAUAUUAUUUUUCCAAUGUUAUAUAAAUCGUCAUAGUGUGUAAUGUAAAUACUGUACUCCAAACUAAUAUAUUUAAUGAGGAGCGAACGUACAGUGGCCAGUGAUUUUGUGGUUCCCUUAAUUAAUACUGUUAGGUAGGAAGGGCGUUUCGUAUGAAUAACAUGUUUGUUAUAAAAUGUUUCCUUAUAUUGUAACGUUUCAAAACAAACUGAAAGGUGUUAUAGUACAAUAUAUACGC